UUUGCCUUCCCUACCCCAAGAGGAAGAUAUUCUUUCAGGAUGAACGAUUACAGGUACCCAAAUGGGAUGAUGAUGAUCGCCCAAGUUGGGAGGGAAAUGGUAAUCAGCAAUCACCGGUACACCAUCACGAAAGUCCUCUCCGAAAAGCCAAAAAGGGAAUUACACGAGUACUGGGUCGUGUAUGAAGCUACGGCGGUUGGAACGACCCAAAGGUUUGCUUUGAAGGUCCGGUACCAGCUAGUGGCCCCAUCCCUGAGCGAGAGAGACCUUGAGUCCGAGGGGAGAAUGGCCGAAGAUUGUUUUAACGAGGAGCAUCGGGCUCUGAGGGAGUGCGAGGGCUCUGGGCAUACACCGCGUUACUUUGGGCAUGGCGAGCUUCCCCAAGGCGCCAAUCCUCACUACCCCGCGGGGUAUGCCCGAGUGAUUGCUAUGUCGUUGGUCCGGGGCACCAGUGUCGUUGAAAUCGAGGAUCUCCGCUUCAGGGACCAGGUUCGAGCGGCAAUUCGGGAGAAACUGACUGAGACCCUGGAAUACAUUCGCCUCAAGGGAUGGACAUUCUUCGAGCCAGAAACCGAGCAAAUCUUCUACGACUCUUCCACAAAGAAGAUCUGCCUGGUGGGUUUCUCGCGAGCUGGAAAAGAAGAUUAUGAUCCGAAGGAGGAGGAGCCUUUCACCAAAAAUUCCAUGGACGUUCUCGCUUUUGGCUUGGGAUGGCGCGUGGAAUGAGCAGUCUUCCUGGCGUCCCCUUCUCCUCACACAGGUUCCGUUUGUUCUCCUCGCGUGCCGUUGACGGAAAGUCAGGGAAGCGUC
Messenger RNA from Aspergillus heteromorphus CBS 117.55, 810 nucleotides. RefSeq lists its product as uncharacterized. Bases 40 to 726 code for a protein of 228 amino acids. NCBI's taxonomy places the organism in Eukaryota, Fungi, Ascomycota, Eurotiomycetes, Eurotiales, Aspergillaceae. The transcript is spliced from 4 exons. The record is from RefSeq and is a predicted model, not a curated record.